Molecule: messenger RNA, 1029 nt
Organism: Rhododendron vialii
Lineage: Eukaryota; Viridiplantae; Streptophyta; Magnoliopsida; Ericales; Ericaceae
Exons: 2
Coding region: 37-957 (306 amino acids)
Source: RefSeq, a predicted model, not a curated record
CGUAGAAGUUGGAGAAAAAUCGAGGAGGAUGCACUAAUGAAGUGCAUGAUCAAUGAAGAAGGAGGGAAGUGGAAGGCCGAUAAUGGCUUCAGAACGGGUUACUUUACCCACUUGGAGAAGGAGUUAGAAAAAGUGCUCCCGGGGUGCAACAUUAAGGCUAACCCCCACAUUGACUCCAAGGUGAAGCAUUGGAAAUCCAUAUGGGCUAGAAUUGUUGACAUCACUGCCCUAAGUGGUUUCAGGUGGGAUGCUAUCAAAAAUCACAUCGACGUUGAGCAACCCAUAUGGGAUGCGUAUGAAAAGGCUUAUCCUAAAAAGGCCCAAAGCUUGUACGGAAAGUCUUUCCCGUACUUUGAGGAUUGGCAACGAAUAUUUGGCAAGGAUAGGACUACGGGAGCGGGUGCUGAAGAUUAUGACGAAAUGGCGCACCCGGAAGUUGCCAACGAAAGUGUGGAGCCACACAACUCCAAUGACUUCUAUGAAGCCCUAUUCACUGAAUAUGACGCAAAUCUCCCUAACACUUCCUCAACUCCCGUAACUCCCACAACUCCCACAACUCCUCAACUGUUCACACCUCAUGCAUCACUCCCUACGUCCGUUCCCCGUGGCUCAAUGUCGGCGCCCAAUGCCGGAGCCCAAAAGGGGAGGAAGAGGACAAGAAUUGGUGAAGCGGAGUUGUCCAUCUAUGCGAGCAUGGACAAUUUCUUGAAAUCUAGCAAUGUCCAUGUGGAGAAAUUGGCCAAUUCCUUUGGCUACGAGAAGGAGCUCUCCGCCCGACGCACGAUGGUCAAAGAGGAGUUGUCGAAGCUCAAUAUCACAUUGGCGGAGAAGUUCACGCUCAGUGCCGUAAUCGUGAGCCAUGAAGAAAGGGUUGACGACUUCUAUGGCACGAAGCCCGAGGAGAGACAAGCUUUGGUGGAGGCCAUCCUCGCCGGUGAGGUGUAUGGUCUGAUCUAGUGGCAAUAGUAAUGCCCUUUUGAAGUGGCUUAAGUACCAUUAUAAGUAAGAUUGGUACUUGACCCACUUUUU